GAGCGCCAAGGGAGGGUUUAGGGUUCCUGGCAGCCAUGGCGACGAGGCCCGUGGCGUGCGAGCAGAACGAGGGCUUGGCGCUCUACAUCUACUGGAAGCGCGAGGAGCUGAUGCAGAAGCCCAGCUUCAGCGACAAUCUGGAUGCCACAUUCACGACGGCGUACAGGAAUGUGUGCGAUCACAAGGCGCCGAUUUGUACCCUCAAAGAGGCUGCCAAGGUCAGAGGAAUUGGCGCUUGGAUGCUCAAGCAGCUCAAGGAUUUUUUCGCUGAUGGUUUGGAGCACGCUUCUCAAGAGGAUGUUUCACAAUCGAAGAAGAGGAAAACAACGAGAAGAUAUUUACCACAGAAGAAUUCAGCACCAUAUGCGUUAUUAAUCACUUUAUACGGAGGCUUUCUAAACGAAGGGAAGUCAUACAUGAUGAAGCAAGAGCUCAUUGACGCGGCAGAACUUAGCGGACUCUCUAAGAUGCAAAUUCAGCCAUCGAACAAAAACUCAACUGGGAGUGGGCGAUUUGGUGACUCUACCAAGGACUGGUACUCGGGCUGGUCGUCCAUGAAGACGCUUAUCUCGAAAGGACUUGUUGUCAAGUCGAGUUGUCCCGCGAAGUACAUGCUGACAGAAGAAGGCCAUGAAACUGCAAAGGAGUGUUGCCUGAGAGGUGGUUUGCUGGAUGCUUCCACAACAUCAAACCAGACUUCUAGUCAGGCCCAGCCUACAAAUGCUUCUCCUUCCGCAGAUCAAAACUCGUCCCAAAACCAGAGUUCUUCUCCAGUUUGCACUGUGAACCGAAAUCCAGGUCCAACUUAUGCUGCUGUUGCUGCUGCUGCAAAGGCACCUACCAUAAUGCGGUGUGAGCGGCAGAUAAAAUCGAAUGAGACUAGGCUUCAUGGUGCGGAUCAGGCAACACCAGUCACGGGAACUGGAGCAAGCAUCGGCAGCACAAAAUCCUGUCUUGCUGUUCCUCCUCUGAGUGAGGGCGAAAGUUUCGCUAAUGUAUACAGUGUUAUCUUGAUUUUGGAUGACAGAGAAUGCUUUACACGCGGUGGUAGGGGAACUUCGAAGUCAAUGUUUGCCGAACGGUUGCGACAACAAUACAAAGUGGAUGUCGAGGUGAGACAUCUACCAGUUGGAGACGCUACGUGGGUGGCGUACAACAAGCUCACGAGGCAGGAGUUUGUAUUGGACUUCAUCGUGGAAAGGAAAGCGGUCGAUGACCUGUGGUCGUCAAUCAAAGAUACUCGUUACAAGACGCAGAAACUAAGACUAUUGCGCUGCGGGAUAACCCGGUUAAUUUAUCUUAUUGAGGGCGAUCCAAAUCUGAUAGACGGCGCGGAAAGCAUUAAAACUGCAGCUCUGACAACCGAAAUACUUGAAGGAUUCGACGUCCAGAGGACACGAGACACUCACGACACAAUAAGCAGAUAUGGAGAGCUUACGAAUGCAAUCAACAGGCGUUACAGCGGUGAGACAGGUGGCUUGUCUGGUGAAAGCAAGCGAUGCAUGAGCUACCAGGAGUUCCUGGAGCACUGCAGCGACGUCGAGAAGGAAAGAGUGAGAGAUGUGUUCGGGGUGCAACUCAUGCAAAUAAGGCAUGUAACGGAGGACAUAGCUCUUUCCAUCCUGGACAGGUAUCCAACUGUGUUGGCUCUGGCUCAAGCAUACACUGCGCUGGAAGGAGAUGUUUCCAAACAAAAGAAUCUUUUGACAGGGCUUGGGAUUCUAAACAAGAACAAAUCCAUUAGCAGUGUAGUGAGCAGAAACGUUUACAACUUUUUCUGGGCUCCAUGACGAUUUUUCUACUUGCAACCGUUGGCUAAAGGAUAGUAUACAGCUCUUUUGACUCCCUCAAAUCACAUUAUAACCCAGGCUGUGAUCUUGCGAGCUCACACCGAGGUCAGCAAACAAGAUAACCUGUUUCCUCAUUAAUGAAGCUUGCAUUUCGUGCAGGCAUAGAAA
This is a messenger RNA of Selaginella moellendorffii, 1958 nucleotides long. RefSeq names its product crossover junction endonuclease MUS81. Gene Ontology annotation, molecular function: crossover junction DNA endonuclease activity; DNA binding; 3'-flap endonuclease activity. The record is from RefSeq and is a predicted model, not a curated record. The transcript has 14 exons. Gene Ontology annotation, cellular component: Holliday junction resolvase complex; nucleus. Gene Ontology annotation, biological process: double-strand break repair via break-induced replication; DNA catabolic process; resolution of meiotic recombination intermediates. Bases 36 to 1790 code for a protein of 584 amino acids. NCBI's taxonomy places the organism in Eukaryota, Viridiplantae, Streptophyta, Lycopodiopsida, Selaginellales, Selaginellaceae.